Molecule: messenger RNA, 1056 nt
Organism: Aspergillus melleus
Lineage: Eukaryota; Fungi; Ascomycota; Eurotiomycetes; Eurotiales; Aspergillaceae
Exons: 1
Coding region: 1-1056 (351 amino acids)
Source: RefSeq, a predicted model, not a curated record
AUGAAAUACCGUGGCGUCGUCUACGAUGUCGGACUGAAGUUCGAGGAGAGCAGAUUCUCGGUCGAACCGUUCGAUCCUGCUCAGGUAGAAUACGACAUGCGAAUAAUCGCCGAACAGCUGCACGCGAAUGCAGUGCGAAUCGAGGGCGAGGAGAUCAGCCGACUGGAAACCGCUGCACGAGCUGCUCACUCAGUGGGCUUGACUGUGUUCUUCAACCCGUGGAAGAUGAACGAGGGCGUUGACGGGACGUGCGCCUAUUUUCAACAGGCCGCACAGACGGCCGAGCGAUUGCGUCUUGAAGGGCUCGAUUUGGUCUUCGUGGCAGGCUGCGAGUAUACGAUCUUUAGCAAAGGAGUCUUUCCGGGUGACUCGUUUCAUGAGCGAGCAAUGUGGCUUGGUGCUCAGUUGACGAGUGGUGAUAUCUCGCAUGAUGUUCCUUCUUCCUUGCGAGAGAAGUCCAUCGAGCUGAAUAAAGUCCUGCGCUCUUUUGUGGAGGUUAUCCGCGCCGAGUUCAGUGGAUUACUGACAUAUUCAUCUGGUACAUGGGAGCUGGUAGACUGGGAUAUCUUCGACAUCGUGGGUAUCGACUACUAUCGCCGAGGCGAGGCCGAGGAGAAGUACGUCUCAGGCCUCGAGCGAUAUAGGUGCGACAAGCCCCUUGCUGUUAUGGAGGUUGGAUGCUGUGCCUAUGAGGGAGCCGCGAAGCGCGGAGAUGCCGGCUUCAUUCUUUUGAAAAGUACGAAUGCAGAUGGUAGCGGCGUGUUUGAGGACGGUGUUGUCCCAACCCGGAGCGAGCAUGAGCAGGCCGAUUAUCUAGGCACACAGCUCGGUCUUCUCGCCGCGGCGGAUGUUCACGCGGUUUUCGUCUUUGUCUUUGCGUUUCCGUGUAUGCCAACUGGGGAAGGGUGUCGGGAUCUGGAUAUGAUGUCUUUUUCGCUGGUCAAGCAUUUCCCUGCUCAGGAUCCGAGGUCGAAGGAUAUGCCUCCCUGGGCGCCGAAGGAAUCGUUCCACAGAGUUGCUGAGUUCUUUCGGUCCAUGCUAGAGUCGGGUCCAUAG